Molecule: messenger RNA, 516 nt
Organism: Notothenia coriiceps (black rockcod)
Lineage: Eukaryota; Metazoa; Chordata; Actinopteri; Perciformes; Nototheniidae
Gene: nudt17
Product: nudix (nucleoside diphosphate linked moiety X)-type motif 17
Exons: 4
Coding region: 1-486 (161 amino acids)
Biological process (GO): NAD+ catabolic process; NADP+ catabolic process
Cellular component (GO): cytosol; peroxisome
Molecular function (GO): NADH pyrophosphatase activity
Source: RefSeq, a predicted model, not a curated record
AUGAAGGGUUACACUUUAGAUUUCUUCUUCAUGUGUUUGCAGAGUAUAACGGGUCACUUCAGUGAGGGUGGAGAGGACGAGGUGGAGGUCGGCUGCUCUCUGGAGAGAAACCGGUUCAUUCUUCACCGAGCAGACGCAGGGCGGGGGGUCACUCUGAAGAGGCACGCCUUCUGCCCCAUCAAGCACCUGUCCGUCACAGAGAAUGCUGCGCUCCCAUUGGACGUUCAGCAGCGAGGAGUGGACGUGGCCGUGGCCACCAUCCUGCAAACAGCCAAUCAGAGGGUGUUGUUGACACGGCGUGCGAAGGGGCUCCGGAUAUUUCCCAACAUCUGGGUUCCUCCAGGAGGCCAUCUCGAGCUGGAUGAGACGCUGCUGGACGCCGGUCUCAGGGAGUUACAGGAGGAAACGGGGCUGAAGCUGGAGCCAGAGGAAGGUUCUCCAAACAUCCUGGGACUCUGGGAGGUGACGCAGGACUCUUUAAAGUAGAGACACUACAUACUGAUAUACACCUGAACA